AAGAAGAAGAAGAAGAAGAAGAAGAAGAAGAAGAAGUAGACGAAGAAGAAGAAGAAGAAGACGAAGAAGACGAAGAAGACGAAGACUACGACUGUUGUGAUUUAUAAACAUAUGACAGAGGACUGAUGAUCAAGAGUAUGGAUGAUGAUUUCACCUUCUCCUGGUCUCCAUCCUCCCAUUUCAGCUGAGAAUUACUUUUGUGUGUGUGUGUCUGUGUCUGUGUCUGUGUGUCUCAGUCUCAUUCCCUCCCUGUCCACCAUGUUCCUACACACCCUGGCAUUCCAGUUAAAUUCUCUGGUGUGUCUUCACCUCCUCUGCCUGGUGCUCGUCUCCUCCUCCUCAAGACUACCCAAAAAUGUUACAGCUCCAGCCAAACCCCUGAUGCAGCUCAACACAACACAAGCAAACUGCUCCACUCCAUGUGUCAAUGGAGGUUUUGGGAAAAAUGGAGCUGCUCAGGAGAACAGUGAUGUACAAACCAUCCCACUACUGAAGAAAUUGACCUCUAUCUCAGUGCUAGAAAGGGACCAGUCCCCAUCUUCAUCCAACACUCAAACCUCUAUAGGACAAAAAUCAAGUAAAACUACAGCCUUCGUAAUUUUACCCAACCAAUCCACAGCUGGAAACAAUCCGUCCUCAACCUCACCAUUCAAUCAGCAGCCUGUAUUACCAGACCACCAGCUUCCAUUAUCAGAGAUGGACACUCAGCCUGUAGCCCUUCCUCCCACAGGCUCUCUCUCACAGGCUGCUCAGUCUGGAUCCAUUACAACCACCGGUAGUGCACAGCCUGAGAGGAAUGUAAUCACAGCCAUUGUACUUGUGACUUCUCCCGACAUAACAACGCCUACGUCUAAUACGACAGCAUCUACAACAGCAAGACAGUCUGCAACAACAAUAUCAAAGUCUGCAGCAACCACACAUACAAGUCAGAAUGCCACUAUUAUUACCACAGCUGCCUGUACAAAAAUGACACCCCCAACAUCACCGGCACCGGUUACAAAACCAAAUACUGGAAUGCCCACAAUUAACUCCAUAACUGCUGACCGUGCUAUUACUCCUGCCAAUCACAAUAAUCCUGAUACCGCGGAAACAAGUGUUGCUGUGGCAGAAGUAGCAGGGGCCGCUCUGACCAGGCAGCUGGUGGAUAAAGCGUCUUUGUUUGCUGUCUUGCUCUUUGGCCUGCUCUUUUUCUUGGUCGCGGUGGCUGUUUUCAUCAUCCAGGCUUACGAGAGCUACAGGAGGAAGGACUACACCCAGGUGGAUUACCUGAUAAAUGGCAUGUACUCAGACUCUGGGGUAUGAGCGUGGAAGAAGCUAAACACAGCUUGUGGAGGGUGUUUGUUUUUGCACCUGGAGUCAAACAUUUCAGACAGGCUGGUAACACUAGUGUUGUGAAUUCACAAGGUGAUUCAGUUGUCUGGACCAAAAUCCAAUAGUUAACUGACUUCAAAGCAGCAUUUACUUUUUUGUUCAUCACAAAAUACUUAGUUGUCUUGACUCUUUUUUUGUGAUUGUUUCAAUGUAAAAAGUUUGCCUUUCCAUUUAUUAUGCAGCCAAAAGAUUAGUUACCUGUAUGUAACUCGGUUACUAGGUUCUAUGAAUCAAUGCAGGCUUAAGCACAGGAGAGAAUCUCCUUCACAUUGCUUGUCAGUCGCGCUGCAGUUGGAUCCAAGCUGGGGGUUUUAUGUCAGGAGAAAAAACAAAAGUGACAGUAAUGUGAUUUUCAGUUCAUUUCAAUUGGUUUAGUCACGUUAAAUAGCUAUUUUUAAAAGCAAACGCAGACCCUCGAGCCACAGUGGAAUUUAGGAAUAUCAAUAUUGUGUGCUCUGGGAACUUUUUUAUCUUUCAGGUCACAGUUACAUGACAGCUUUUACGGAUAUUUCAGCUUAAUUGUAACUUUCUUCUCUAUAUUAAUGUUUUAAAUAUCCACGUUAUAAGUGGUUUAGAUGAGCUAGAGAAAUGAAUGAAUUUUUUACAGCCUCUCUAAAUGAAGCUACUUUGACCUUUGAAUAGAUAGAAAGUUGGCAAACAAGAUACAACUUGUACUAUUUUUAUUAGAGUUGAAUUAUCCUUCAAAUGCAUGAAAUACCAGUCCAGUGAGUAGCAGAAUGGUUCUAUGAAGGAGAUCAGACCUGAUAUAGCCGUGUGUGUGAAAGCCUGAUUCGUGAGUUCCAGACCAGAAGUUUAUACAAUGUGGCAUCUGGUUUAGUCAGUUGACCAGAAAGAGAGAGAGAGACCACCAUGUCAUCUUGGGCAAAUCAUCGAGUUGACAAUGUUGUUAUCGCCUUUCAGUGAGUAAUUAUUGCUUUGGUGUUUUUCUGCUGUGUGCAUGAGCAACUGGAGCUUUGUUAGCUCACUGGGUUUAAGUCAGUAGCUGCUUUGCUUGGUAAUGAUGUUAAGGAGGAAGGUCACAAACAAAAAAGGCUCCCAUUUUUUAUCAAUUAAACCUUACUCGUUUUUCGUAAAAAAUCAAACGAUGACGCAACUCCAGUACUAACAAUUUCGAAAGGUGUUUAAUUAAAAGGAUUGUUCACCCAGAAAUGAAUAUUAACAUCUACUCACCCUAUGCCUAUGGAAUUAACUCGAUGUUAAUGACCACACAAGCAGUAUGUAUUCAUGUUGUGAUUUUUCUGUUUUAUUACAUUUAAAGAAGGACUCAACAUUUACUUCAGUUGUUUUGGAUUCUGCUCUAGCAAAGUUUUCCCCUGAGACUCCAGGAGGGUUUUGAAGACUCAAACACUUCACCCACCCCUCUAUUGGCAUAGCGGUGAGUAGAUAAUGAGUGCAUUUUCAUUUUUGCGAUGAACUAUCCUCUUAAGUUAGUUAGUUUUAUUGAAAAUUAACACAUUUUUCCAAACCAGGCUCCAGCACUAUGAAGGUAGGAUUUUGAGAAGAAACAUUGUGUUACCUGGCUGUUGUUGGACAGAAAUAACUCAAGUGUUAACAGCUUCAUGUAUCUGAAACUUGUCCAACUGUGGUUAACAACUAAGAAAACUAUUUCCCAAACACUGUACUGUACCUUGAAUUACAUUUAAGUCCAACAGCUUUCAUUAAUGGAAUGACAUUUCAGUCAUUUUCUGUAAAUAUUGUUCAUUUAGCAAAUGUUUUCUUUGCACUGAAUCACGGGAAGGGGACCAUACCAGAGAGUUGAUUUCAAUAGUGUUCCUCGCAAAAAUCGUGCAUUAUUAUCUGCAUCUUUGUCAUCUUUAUCCUGGUUUUCAUACCUGUAUGGAUUAUUUCAGCAAUGGUAAGGUGCUCUUGUUUGCAUAGAGGAAUUCUUACAUAUUUACUUUAAAAUCAUGGAAGCGAAAGUAUUGCGUUUAUGUUAUUGUUUAGUGUAUGUUUUGUGUAUUAAUCCAUUUGUCUGUCCCUAUUCAUGACCAACAUCUGGUUAAGUGGUUGAUUAUCAGAUUGCUUCUAAAGCUUUAUGUUGACCGUAUUACAUUUUCUCAUGUUUUUUUUAAGAUAUUUAUAUAUCACUGAUCAACAUGAAUAGGAAGCCAUUCACCCAUCUACCUUUUAACAUAUUCCUUCGGACAAGAGUUUUCCUCUGAAUGAUGACUUCCAUACAUGUUUUAAAGAUAUAGAUUUCUGUUAAAACAAUUUUAAGAAAUGAAUUAAUUCUUCAAUUCAUAUCCAUAAAAUUCUCUUGAGACUAUCUCUCCACUCUGUUACAUAUUUCAUAUUUAAUGGGAAUGAUCCCCCUGCUUUCAAGGUGCAUGAAUACUACUUUAAGACACUACUGCGGCUUGCCCGCCCACGGCCUACAGACAACCUAUAAAUCACAUGUGUUGUCGUGGAAACAGUUGAUUGUUUGAUCUCCACCUGAGUCAGGGGGAAGUGUGCAAUUUCAGAAAAGCAAGUGUGUGCACGCGUGCGUGGUUAUGAAAGCAUGUGCUAUACAGCAUUGUGUCCACUUGCCUAUCGUUAAGUUCGUCGUCCGUCUCCAGGUAGCCUCUCUUGAUUGUUGUUUCCGUUUUCGUUCCAUGCCAGUGGAGGGCUGGGUUAAGUGUUUCAGUCCACAAGAGACUAUCUCUCCAACUCAUAGGCUGCUCGGAGAUGUGUCAAUCAAACCAUCAACUGGUUCCACGCCACCACAGGUGUUUUCAUAGGUAAAUUGUAGGGCCUGGCCAGACAAGCUGGUGUGUCUUAAAGAGGUAUCCACACAUCUCGAUACAGCAGGGCGAUCAUUCCCCGUACAUAUGUAAUAUGUAUGUUGAGAGAUAAUCUCUUUACUCAGAGAAGGUUAUGUGAAUGUAAUGUGAAUGCAGAGAUUUCAGUGGGAGUGACCUGUUGUUGCAACAAAAUCUCUUGUAUAAUGAUUGUCUGAAGGUUUGAAUUGCAUCACAUUUAAUGAUAAACUUAUUGUCUGUAUGUGUUUAAAUUGCUAUAGUUAUGAACAUGAUGUGAUAUAAUGAUUAUGGACAGAUUUCUUAAUCAGUCAUUAACCGCAAUAAUUUCUCAGUGUUUUAACCAGAAAUUGGUAACUUCACAGAAGUCUGUGUCUACGCUGCAUAAUUAAAUGCCUUUAUUACUUUGCCAAAUAUUUUCUGAAGCACAUUACUGUAUGACAAAGCCAAGUCAAACAUAAAGCCAUUGUCAGAUUGUAUCUGAAUGAAAGGAAGAUGCAUUAAUUGAUCUAAAAACUCAUGCAGCAGUUGUUCUUAAAUUACAUUUUUUUAAAUGUAUUUCUGUAAUAUACAUUGUAAUAAAAAUUAUAUUUGGCCUGUA
This is a messenger RNA of Pleuronectes platessa (European plaice), 4731 nucleotides long. RefSeq lists its product as uncharacterized. NCBI's taxonomy places the organism in Eukaryota, Metazoa, Chordata, Actinopteri, Pleuronectiformes, Pleuronectidae. The transcript is spliced from 3 exons. The coding region runs from base 142 to 1302 and encodes 386 amino acids. The record is from RefSeq and is a predicted model, not a curated record.